Molecule: messenger RNA, 2415 nt
Organism: Alternaria postmessia
Lineage: Eukaryota; Fungi; Ascomycota; Dothideomycetes; Pleosporales; Pleosporaceae
Exons: 6
Coding region: 1-2415 (804 amino acids)
Biological process (GO): lipid homeostasis; fatty acid beta-oxidation using acyl-CoA oxidase
Cellular component (GO): peroxisome
Molecular function (GO): FAD binding; acyl-CoA oxidase activity; fatty acid binding
Source: RefSeq, a predicted model, not a curated record
AUGGCAGACUUCACCGAUCAUCUCAAGCCCGCCUACGAUGGCACAGCAAAACUCCAGGCCGAGCGCGACGGCUCGGGCAUCAACGUUCGCCAACUCGCACAGCACCUUCUAGGCCGUGAUGGCUUUCUGGAGCGACAAGAUAAGGUACUCCGGGUUUUGAGCAAGGAGAAGCUUUUCAACAAGGAUCAGCAGCUGAAUCUUUCGCGCCCAGAGCGGUAUCAUCUAGGACUGGCGAGAGCAAAGGCCAUCCAGAGGUUGAUGCGACGAGAAGGAUGGGACCUUGAAGACUAUAAGAUGGCGGAAUACCUGACGGAUGAGAUGAGCCCAUAUCAUCUGCAUAUGAACAUGUUCGUCACAACGGUACGCGAGCAAGCCUCUGAAGAACAGCAGAAGUAUUGGAUGCCGAGAAUCCUCAGCCACGACAUCAUUGGCUGCUAUGCGCAAACUGAACUAGGCCAUGGGAGCAACGUACGAGGUCUGGAGACUGUCGCGAAGUGGGACCCAAUCAAGAAGGAAUUCGAAAUUCACAGUCCGACUUUGACGGCAAGCAAAUGGUGGAAUGGGUCGAUGGGGAGGACCGCCACGCACGCAAUUGUAGUCGCACAAUUGCUCUUGCCGAAACCACUAUCCCCGUCCGACAGAUCAAAAGUCUCCGAUCGGCAUGCUCAAGAGGUUGAAUAUACUUCGCACGGCCCACAAACUUUCGUUGUGCAAAUUCGGGACGCGAAGACGCAUCAACCUCUGCCGGGCAUUGCUGUAGGCGACAUCGGUCCGAAAUACGGGUAUGCGAGCAUGGAUAACGGGUACAUGCUAUUCGACCAUUUCCACGUACCCAAGUCGGCUAUGCUGAGCCGCUAUGCUGAGGUCUCCGACGAGACCGGCGCGUUCGUUCGGAAUGGCCAUCCGGCUGUUGUAUAUGGGAGUCUUACAUACGUACGCGGCCAGAUCAUAAUGCAUGCAAGGCUGGUCCUUGCACGUGCUGUCACUGUCGCCGUACGAUACUGUGCUUUACGGCGGCAAUUCAAGGACCGCGACUCCACUAAUGCUUCUGAUAGCGAAAUGAAGGUCCUUGAUUACCCCACAGUGCAGAUACGCGUCUUGCCGUUGCUCGCGACUACUUUCGCGUUGCAUUAUACUGGCGAGUACAUGUACAUGUUGUACCACAAGUCGCGAGAGAACAUCGAGAAGGGCGACUUUGGACCAUUAGCUGAGCUACAUAGUGCUAGUUCGGGGUUGAAGAGCCUGUGUACGAUGCUCGCUGCGGACGGUAUCGAGACUUGUCGGCGCGCGAUGGGCGGUCAUGGCUUCGGCGGUGGAAGCGGGCUAGUAGGGUUGAACGCCGACUAUCUUUCCAAGCCAACGGUUGAGGGUGAUAACUGGAUGAUUACGCAGCAAGUUGCGGCAUAUCUCAUCAAGAAGAUGGCGGACGCGGUCAAAGAUCCUGGCUCCACGCCCAAGGAUCCGACGGACAAGCUCUUCCAAUACUAUCUUCUAAACAAAGACCGUCACAUACCCCAAAACGUCUCGAAAGACGGUGUGGUAGACGACCAAAACAUAGUAGAGGUGUUCCAAUGGCGCGCAGCUGAUCUCUCUUAUCGUGCCUACCAAGCACGCGUCGUCGAAAAGCGACCUUGGACCCGUCUCAUGAUCCAACUCCACAACCUCAGCCGCGCAUAUUCGGAGCAGAUCCUCGUCACGAAUUUCUAUAAUAGCUUCAGCUCCGUUAGUCCGCCCACGUCAUCAGCACUGCGGACAUGCUUCCAGCUCUACGCGCUCUACACCGUCGACCAAUUCGCAUCCUCGUUUAUGAUGACGGCCGCCGUUCCGCAAGAGUCCGUGUUCACUCUGCAAGAUACGAUUGUAGAUCUCAUGGCUGAGUUGAGACCGCAUGCUGUGAAGCUCGUUGACGCUUGGUCGAUACCAGAUUGGUUGCUUAAUAGCGCGUUGGGCAGGUAUGAUGGCAAAGUGUAUGAGGAGUUAUUCGAUAUGGCGCAUCGGAGAAAUCCGCUCAACGAGGUGACGUUCAAUCCGGACUGGCGUAGCGAGGAGAUUGUAUUGGGGAGUGGGGACGGAGGCGAUGUGACGAAAUACACAUCUCGGCCCGAGUCGUCACUAUCAUCGACAUCAAGCGCUGCAGGCGAAAACCCCCUUUCCACUGCCGGCACCGGUGAAGGAAAAAUUCUCAUCCUCAAGUCCAAAGCUUGCUGGAUCGUCAUAACCCCAAGUUCUGUAGCCGUUGUGAACAACAUGGCAUUUUUCCCUGCUAGGCGACCGUUGAAACAUUGGCAUCGCGUGUUUUUGAAGUCCGGGAGAGCAUCGGGAGUUGUCUGUCGGCGCCAUUCAGAAGCUCCGGAUGUGGGCGGCCUGCAUCGACCCUGCAGACUGCAUACUAAGACUGGAGACCAGGACAGAUAA